Molecule: messenger RNA, 3172 nt
Organism: Harpia harpyja (harpy eagle)
Lineage: Eukaryota; Metazoa; Chordata; Aves; Accipitriformes; Accipitridae
Gene: ANKLE1
Product: ankyrin repeat and LEM domain containing 1
Exons: 7
Coding region: 34-3003 (989 amino acids)
Molecular function (GO): endonuclease activity
Source: RefSeq, a predicted model, not a curated record
UCCUUCUCCUGCUCCAGGCCCGCCGAGGAGCUGAUGCCGCUGCACGUCGCCGCGUCCUGGGGUUGCUGCAGGUGCCUCGAGGUCCCGCUGAAGAAAGGGGGGGUCCCGGAGCUCCGAGACCAGGAUGGGAAACGAGCCAUCGACCUGGCGCUGGGACAGGGCAACCGUGCGCAUGUGCAGAUCCUGCGGGACUUGCAGUAUGCCCGAGGUUGGGCCCCCACGGAGGGUGAGGUCCCCAGGACCCGGGGGGGGGCCAGGCGCUCCCUGUCCUUCCUGACCGAGGAUGGCACCGAAGACAGCGUCUUCUCCCAGCUCCCUGAGGAUGGGUCAGAGACUGGGCCCCUGAGCAGCACCCGCAGGUCCCAGCUGGAGGAGCUGGAGCUGGGGGACAGCUGUGGUUUGGGGGAGCCCCCGCUCUGGCUGGAUUGUCCCCCGGAGCCCCCUUCCCUCUCCAUCCCCUCCUUUGCCCCAUGGCCCCAGGCAGACCCCAGGGGCUCAGCUCUCCCCCCGCAGCCCCUCGCCUCCAGCACGCUGCUUUCGGCCGGGGAUGAGCUCGAGGAGGGACCCCAGAGCCAGACCAUGGGGGGAAGGACGGGGGGUCCCCCCCAGGCUCUCCUUGAACCCAGCACUGGGGACAGCCCCUGUCCCCAGCAGGAUUUUGGUCCCAGUGGGUCCCUGAACUCCCCCCAGCUCCAGUCUUGCAGCAGGGUCCUGGGGGGACACAGGGCAUCUCCCGCAGCUCCCCUGUUCCACGGUGGCCUGAGCAGCUGCUCCGUGGCGUGCCGGAGACCGGGGAUCCGGCACGGUGACAUCCCAGGUGCUGCAGCUCAGCACCGUCCCGGUGUCCCCCGGGGACCGGCACUGGGCCGGCACUGGUCUGGGCUACCCCCUGACCCGGGGACGGCAGUGCUCGAGGCUGGGGCUGGGGACUGGGACCGCAGCAGCCUUGGGGACAGCAGCAGUGCCAGCGAGCGCUUCGUCACCGCCGUGGAGACCCUGGAGCCCACCGAGGCCAGGGGGUGCCCAGGGGUUUGGCACCGCCGCUCCCCCCAGCCCAGGGCAGCUGCAGGGUCAGAGCUGGGCGAAGCCCCUUCCCCAACCGGAGCUGCCACCUGGGAGCUGCCCCCUGCCAGCCCCCCAAACGCGGAGCGGGUGCAGAGUGAGGAUUUUUGGGGUACCUCAAGGGCAGCCCCUUGCUGCAAGGAUGGCUCAGAUGUGGGUGAUGUAGGGGAGCUGCUUGUCCAGCUCCAGGCGUGCAGCCUCCAGGGUUCCCCCCCCUGCACUCCAGGACCCCUUCCCAGCCUGGCCAGUCUCACCACUGGGGAUGUCACCCCCCGGGACCAGGAGCCCCACAGUCACCGCCACGUCACCCUCAGGACCAAGAGCCGCCUCCGGGCCUCUGCAGCACGGCUCAGUGCCUCCUCUUCCUCCUCCCUCUUCGAUGAGACGCUGGAGAUGCCUCGGAGGCCCCCCAGGCUCAGAGCACCCCGGGGUGUCCCCAAGGACCCUGUCACCACCUCAGGGCGCUGCAUCACCCUGGGGGGUGAGGAUGUGUCUAGCGGGGAUGGAGAGGGGACAGGCUCUUUGGAUGACACCGAGAUCCUCCCUGGAGCCCCCAGCCAGCCCAGCUCGCCCCCAGGGGCCAGCAGUUCCCCUAGCUCCAGCCCCACAGUCCUGCUGGUCCCUGGGGACCACGGCUGCCCCCAGGACUCCCCGUCAGAUGCUCAGGGCUCCCCUGGAUCUAGCCCCACGGUCCUGCUGGUCCCUGGGGACCACGGCCAUCCCCAGGAGUCCCCAUCAGAUUCUCAGGGCUCCCCCAGCUCUAGCCCCACGGUCCUGGUGGUCGCUGGGGACCACGGCCACCCCCAGGACUCCCCAUCAGAUGCUUGGGACUCCCCCCAUGCUGCCGGCAGCCCCAACCCCAGGGUGCUGGAGGAUGGUUCUGGGUGGCAGGACCCCUUGCCCUUGGGGACACACCAGCCCCCACGGCCCCACGGGAGCUUCAGCCGCCUCCCGGCCCCUCGGCUGCCAGGCAGCACUGUGGUGGAGCUGGGGACCCUGGCCGUGCCGCUCUCGCCCACCGGCUGCAGCACUCACCGCACCACGGACCACCUCGAGGAUGAAGAGCAGGGACGGGUACCCACCAAGCAGCACAGCCCCGGCACAGAGGCCAUCGCCAGCCCCGAGGACGCCACGGCCCAGGAUGGGCGAGCGUGCACGGCACCGCCGCGGCCCCUCUCGGAUGAAGCUCUGCGCCGCCGGCUGCGGGCGCUGGGGGAUGAUCCGGGGCCCGUCACGGAGCUCACCAGGCGGCUGUACCUGCGGCGGCUGGAGGAGCUGGUGAGGGGACGCCGGGGGAGGCCGGCAGCCGCUCCAGGGCACAGCCCCGAGCUGGCGGCCGCGCUGCGGACCGGCUGUGUCCCUGACUGCACCCAGGACGAGCUGGCACUGGUCCGGCAAUUUGACCGCCCCGACCGGAGCCGGCACUGGCGGGAAGGGCUGGUCAAGUCCAGCUUCAACUACCUCCUCCUCGACCCCAGGACCACCCAGAACCUGCCGCUCCGCUCCCACCGCCUGAGCCCAGCCGAGUGCUUCAGGACCUUCAUCGAAGCCAUCUUCUAUGUGGGCAAGGGGACGCGUGCCCGGCCCUACUGCCACCUCGCCGAGGCGCUGAGCCAGCACCGCGCUGGGACACGGAAGGGUUGCCCCAAGGUGCGGCGCAUUCUGGAGAUCUGGGUGAGCGGGCAGGGCAUCAUCUCUGUGCACUGCUUCCAGAACGCCGUCCCGGCGGAGGCUUACACACGGGAGGGCUGCCUCGUGGAGGCUCUGGGGCUGCAGACCAUCACCAACCAGAGGAAAGGGAACUGCUACGGCGUGGCGGCGAGCUGGCCGGCGGACCGACGCCGGCGCCUGGGUGUUCACAUGCUGCACAGGGCCAUGCGCAUCUUCCUGGCUGAGGGUGAGCGGCAGCUCCGGCCGGCAGACAUCCAGGGUGGGCGCUGAGCACCCUGGGGUGCUGGGGGGCACCCGCCGCCUGCACCUCCCCUCUGCCCCGUCCGAGGAGGCAGCUGCGCUCCGGGUGCGGGUUUUAUGUCGUGAACACUGGCUAGAAUUUUUCUGUUUUUGUAUUUCCCUAAAGGGUGACAAAUAAAUCACGCAGGCCUUCUUUUGC